AUGGUUUCUUCUAAUAAUACAAAUGAUACAAUAGCAUAUAGCUUUAACACAAAUACUGGAAAUUGGUCUAAUAUAACGACUUCGGAUGUUUUAAAUCAAAGACGCAUAGGGUCAUCCUUAUCUUAUGAUCCUGAAUCCGGAAUUAUUUAUAUUUUUGGUGGACAAUCAUCUAUUUUUGAUUUAUCCGAAUGGUUUGAUGAAAUGAUAGUUUUUGAUUCUAUUCAUUUUUCAUGGUCAUAUAAGCCAUUUAAUUAUGGUCCUUCAAAAAUAUCUGGACAUACUGCUACUUUAUUAAAAACUGGCAUAAUAGUAUUUAUCGGCGGUUGGGAGCUGAAUAACACUUCUAGCACUCCCACGUUAGCGAAUAUGAGUAAAAUUAUUAUUUAUGGCGGUUCCAAUGGUACAGAUAAUAGCAGAGUUUUACCUGACCUUGCCGUCCUUAAUGUUUCAUCGACUCAAUUUCAAUGGUCAACACCUAAUAUCACUCCAUUAUCCAGUACACCACCAUCUCUUGUGGCUCAUACUGCGGUAAUGGUAGAUGAUUAUAUGAUCUUGUUAUUUGAUAAUUCUUCCCAUAUCAGCUUGCCAAUGCUUAUUGGUAUGAUCAUUGGAUCUUUUGCUUUAGCAUUCAUUAUAGGAUAUUCUGCAUUGAGUUGUUAUCGAAAACAUAAAAUUAAACAUACUUCAUUAAUUACUAAAACUCAUGAUGGCAAAACUCGAGAAGUUUUACGUUAUUCUGAUAACAACAAUCCAACUAAACUUGAGGGAUACCACUGUAAUUAUUUUGAUAAUGUAUCUUCUCAAAAUUCUUCCGAGACACCUGCGACUACAUUUCAUUAUAUUCAACCACUGGUAUUUCAACAACUGCAACAAUAUGAUAUGACGUCGGCAGAUAGUGCUCCAUAUAAUCAUUACCCAGAAAAUGAGGGUAACGUGCCUGUAAUUAAUUACGCGCAACAUGAUGUUCAACCACAAUACGUUGAAUAUGAUAUGACACAUAAUAAUUAUCCUAAUCCUACUUAG
Molecule: messenger RNA, 1023 nt
Organism: Racocetra fulgida
Lineage: Eukaryota; Fungi; Glomeromycota; Glomeromycetes; Diversisporales; Gigasporaceae
Source: the annotation of a GenBank genome assembly